This is a messenger RNA of Australozyma saopauloensis, 720 nucleotides long. RefSeq lists its product as uncharacterized. The transcript has a single exon. The coding region runs from base 1 to 720 and encodes 239 amino acids. The record is from RefSeq and is a predicted model, not a curated record. Lineage: Eukaryota; Fungi; Ascomycota; Pichiomycetes; Serinales; Metschnikowiaceae.
AUGGUGCUGCCUAGUUCUGAUAUUUGGUCUGGAAGCACUUCUGAAGUCAUCAGUGCUGGAAGGGCGAGAUUGCGUGCAAAUUUAUCCCAACCCUUCCAGUUUACAGGCAACCCUUCCGAGAAUACACUUUCAACAUCCGAAUUGAAACCUCAGCAUCUGUUUGGCUUCAUCGGGAAACAGAACUCGCUCGUUCUAGAGAAUCUUACAGAUCAGGCUUACAUCGAAACACAUGUUCGGGAAGAUCAAGUGUCAAUAAAGUCAAUUAAAGGUUGCGUCAUUUAUCUUGGCUGUUCUUUCUCUUCAAGCUCAAUUCCGUGUCAAAUUGAAAAUGUACAUUCAUCAAUUAUCCUAGUCAAGGGAAGUAUGACAGGUUCUUUAAGUUGCAUAAAAAACCUGGUAAUCAUCGCAGAUUGUCAUCAAUUGCGGUUGAAUAAUGUGACGCACUGUAGUGUUCUAGGUCGAGUCGUUGGCAAAGAAAUCAUUCUAGAAAAAUGUGCCGAAAUCAAGUUCGGGUCUUGGACCGAAGGGAAGAUCUUGAGGCCUGGAUAUUCAGUCAAUGAUAUUGACCGACCCGGAUCGUACGCAAAAGACUCCUUUAAUUAUUUCGAAGAUAAUAGUUUAUCCAUCGAGGAGCUCAUCGUAGAUUCUUUCUCCUCACCCAGCAUUUUCGCCUUGUGGAGGGACACAACUGAUACGAUCAGAACCGAUCUAUCCUUGUGA